UUCAAUAGAGUAAUCUAAUUCACCAGCUAGGCUCUUCUCAAAUUCAUUAGUAUAGAGGGGACAGUGGCUUAUUGUUAAGAUUAAUGUUUAUGAACUUAUUAUUAAGAGACUAUAAGGUGUUCUACUUUAGGCAUGAAUUACAAGUAUUUAUUAACUUAUCUAAAGCAUGUGCACUCAUAUUGUAUAUAGUAUAUGUCGUACUUAACAGUUUUUUUAGUUAUUUUAUAGGAUGCGUAAAAAACUUACGUUUUUACGCUUUAAUUCUACGCUUUACGAUUUUACCCCUUUUCCGUUUCUAGAUAGAUUCAUGCUUUUGACUGCAUUGAUUGAAAUUGAAGUGGACUCUUGGAAAAUGCAAAGUUGAUAGACUACCAUCUUACCACAUUUCAAUGUGUUGUUUUAACAUAUGAAUAUGAUCCACAUACUACAAUAGUCAAUAGAUAAUCCAAGAUCCAACUACCUCUGCUCACUAACUAUCAUCAUUGACUCUUAGCAUGAGUACACAAGAUGCAGGAGACAAAACAUGCAGGAUUUGCAAAAGGUGAAAAAGGUCUGAGAGUGAGACCUGUUAAGUUGACAGGAGAAAAUGGUCAAAUGGGGUCUUCAAUGAGGCAUUCAUCCUUUCUGGGGGUCGUUGAGUAAAUUUCAAUCUUCCCGGUGUUUUUUUUUUCUUCCUUUUCCGAUAAAAAAUAAAUACAAUCAUUCCCUCCCCCCUUCAUUAUUUCUGCCAUAAUUUCCAAAAGGCUUAAUCUUGAAGAGGACUGGGAGUGAGAAGUUAAUUAACGAAUCGCAUACAAAGCCCAUUUCCUUCGUCGUCGUCUUCUCAUUCUUCUGCAACUCCUUUUCAUCCUUGGCGCUUUCUUCCCAACGCCCAAUGAAAAUGUCUCUCUUCCACAGACAAACAUGCCGCCAUUGCCAUAUUGUUUUGAAUCUGAGCAUGCCGCGGUGAAGUCUGGAUUCCCCAAACCCAUUUUGGGCUCUUAAAACGUCUUAGCUUGCUCUUCUAUCAGGAUCCCAUCUCGUCGCCAUUUAAACUAAUGGGCUUUGAAGAAAAUGAUGCAGGAGUUUCACCAAGCCAAAGCUUGAAUGGAAGUUUUAGAAUGACCAGAUCAGGUCUUUCACAAUAUGACUUGCACUCCUCUCCCAGUUUCGAUGGAAGUUUCAGGAUGCCUGGAUCUGUUAUGUCUGGAAGAAGUUUAUCGGAUCUUUCUACUGCAACCAAACAAGUCUCUACUUCCAGAAGACAUUCCAAAUCACUGAAGGAUUGGGCUAGAAGCCUUACCAGCCUUGACUUAUUCACACACAGGUUCGAGAAUUGGGUCUCUGAAAAUGAUGAGUCUUUCAGCUCUCCCUUCUCAAUCGACGAAGUACUGAACCUCGAUUUAGCAUUGGAAGGAGUCCCAUUUCAGCAGCUAUGCCGGAUGCCAAGUUCUUCUUCAUAUCCAUCAGGCACCACAGAAGGGCAGUACUUAGCAAUGGAGGACUUUCUCCAUGCUGUAAUGAAUGGCUUGUGGCGCACAUUUUGGCACAGAAGUAGUAAACCACUUCCAUUUAGUCUAGCUUGUCCACGCAGGAUCGGAUCAAAGUUCUAUACGUUAGAGAAAGUAGCUUCAAGAGGAAGACUCCAAGAGGUUCAGGGCUUAGCUAUAGUUUCAAACGUCGAGACUCGUCAUCAGUGGGACCGAGUGGUUCAGUUUGCGUUGGUUAGACCGAACAUUCUGUCUGACAAUGAGCUCAAACUAUCCACCCGAAUCAUAUGUGAAGCCCUCUUCUUUGGUGUUCAUAUUCUCUGUACAGCUGGCAGGAAUUCGGUUUUCGUUUUGGUUUGUGACUCGACAUUUGGUGGCGUGGUGAAGAUAGAAGGUGAUAUUGGGAAGCUUGAGCUGAACUCUGUCAGUGAUCCUUAUGAAUGUGUCAUAGACUGGAUCAAACGUCAUGCUGAGGUCAGAGUCUCUCCAGUUGACCAGGUGUGGAACAAGCUAGGCAAUGCAAACUGGGGGGACAUAGGUACCCUGCAAGUAAUGCUGGCGACUUUUUACUCCAUGGUGGAAAUGAAUGGCUCGCCAAAGAAGUCCAUUGCUACGCUAGCCUCUCAACAUGGGCUUCGGCUUCAGAAUCGAAGGAUGGAGCGCCGCAUCAUCAGAAAUGGGAGCACUCCACAUGAAGGAGAGAUCAUAGAGGCCAGAAAUCAUCUUCAGGAACCCAAUAAGAAACAAGCUUCGAGAUUGAAGCUUCAACCCGGAACACUGCUGACGAUAGAUGACCAGCUCGAUGGAAGAAGGAAGAGCUUCCAAAUCCAGGAAUGUUCUGUUGGAGGGAAUUCCUUUCUCUCCAGUGCUAUCGACCUGGCUUGUCCAUCUCAGCUGUUGGCUCUAUCUGUUGGGGCCCACACCUCGAGACUCGAGCCCUCGUGGGAAGACAUGAGCUUGUGGUAUCAAGUCCAGAGACAAACCAAAGUGUUGAACAUUCUGAAGGGAUCUUCUUCUUCGAGCAAAUGCCUUCCGGAAAUGGUUGCUUGCGGAAGACUCUUCCAUUCAGGACAAUGCACUAGACAGAGCCCCAGUGGAAGGUGCAACGAUCCCUUCUGUGGGACCCCUAUACUCGUGACAUGUCCUGUAGGUCAGCCUCUGUCCUUCAUUGUAGCCCGGGACGGGCCAUUGUCAUCUACUGAGGCGAUUCGAUGCUGCAGAGAUUGCCUUGCAGGGUUGAAGAGUGCUGCAGCUGCCAACGUCCAGCAUGCAGACAUAUGCCCGGAGAACAUAGUCCGCCGCAUCCUUCCUCAUUCCACAACAACGACGUGUUCCUCUUCCUACGUCUUAACCUCAUGGGGUCGUGCAGUUCUGGAAGAACGAGACAGUGCGGCCAUCAACUUACAGUUCUCUUCAUCCUAUGCACUUCAGCACGGGAAGCUCUGUCCAUCCUCAGAUGCUGAGAGCCUCAUCUAUUUGCUGUUGUUCAUCACUGGCAGCAGCAUUAUGCAUCAGCAGCAGCAUGACUCGAUUGAGUCGGCAUUAGCGUGGAGGGAAAGAAGCUGGGGGGAGAGAUUGAUUCAGCAGCAGCUGGGAGAAGUGUCUCCGAUACUCAAGGCGUUUGCUGACUAUGUAGAUGGUGUGGCGGGAACGAAUUAUCCAGUCGAGUAUGGAGUGUGGGUGGAGAGGCUGAGUAGAGGGGUUGGUGGUGGUGGGGAUGAUAAAGGGAAGACGAUGGUUGAAGAAGAAGAAUAUGAGAUUGGUGAAAGGCUGGUGAUUGAAGAUGUGGAUGUUGCAGAAUCAAGUUCUUCGAGGAACUGAUGGGUAAAUUACCAUUUGGUUUUUGCUUGUUGAACUCCAUUUGGCUGUGGUCGAAGCCAUGUCUUAAAUUUGUUGGGCCAUGAAAGGAAUGCUGUAAGUAACGGUGGGAGGCAACGGUUUGGUUCAUAUUAGAUUGAAGACAAUCAAAUCAGUACUAUUGG
Messenger RNA from Linum trigynum, 3451 nucleotides. Lineage: Eukaryota; Viridiplantae; Streptophyta; Magnoliopsida; Malpighiales; Linaceae. The record is from the annotation of a GenBank genome assembly.